Messenger RNA from Talaromyces atroroseus, 1083 nucleotides. RefSeq lists its product as hypothetical. The transcript has a single exon. The record is from RefSeq and is a predicted model, not a curated record. The coding region runs from base 1 to 1083 and encodes 360 amino acids. Lineage: Eukaryota; Fungi; Ascomycota; Eurotiomycetes; Eurotiales; Trichocomaceae.
AUGGUUAAUACGAUUAUCCCCGGGGCCCCGCGCCACAAGUACAACCUCCGUGGCGCAAAGCCCCUCUUCGCAUCUGAGGAUGGCGUUAUUACCAAGGUUACCAAGAAGGACUUUCCGAUCCUCAAGAACUUGGCUAUGGAACGAAUUGUGCUUGCGCCAGGAGCCAUUCGGGAGCCACACUGGCACGUCAACGCCAAUGAGAUGACCUACCUGCUCCAGGGCAAGAUCCAAGUCUCAAUCCUUGACAGCGGGACCAAGAUGUCGACCUUCACCAUGGAUGCGGGCGAGAUGUUUCACAUAGAGGCUGGCUCUCUGCAUGUCUUUGAGAACGUCGGUGACGAGGAGGCGGAGUUGAUCAUCUGCUUCCGCCACGAGGAACCCGAGGACUUCUUCCUGGGCGCAUCGUCCGGUGCAUUCACCGACGCUGUCAUGGCCAACACCUAUGACUUUGACGAGAAGGUGUUCAAAAACAUCUCGCGUACCACGCAGCCACGCCACAUCUUCAAGCGUCACCCUUCCUCCAAGCCAGCCAGGGCCACUAUUCCAACUACAGCCCACUUCCCAGAUUCCCACCGCUUCGACAUCGAGGGCCAGCAACCGCCCACAGCUGCGCCGGGCGUCGGAUCUGCGAAAAAGGCUCGUAGCCAGUUCUGGCCCGCCCUGAAGAACAUGGCCAUGUACUCUCUUACUGUCGAGGACAGUGGCAUGCGCGAGCCACACUGGCACCCCGACACCGUGGAAAUGGGCUACGUGCACAAGGGUCGUGCCAGGAUGAGCAUCAUGGACCCCGAUGGCUCCGUCGACACAUACUACCUCGAGCCUGGAGAAUGCUACUUCCUCCCCGCCGCAUACCCGCAUCAGAUCGAGUCUCUCGAGUCCGACAUUCACUUCCUCAUCUUCUUCGAUAACCCCAUGCCCAAGGAUGUAGGUUUCCGGAGCGCUGGUGUUGCCAUACCGAGGGAAUUGAUGGCUGCGACCUUUGGUGUGAAAGACACUGAUUUCCCUGAAUUUCCAUUUGAGGCUGAGGACCCCCUAUUGGUUGCCAAGAAAAACGCAAUCGACCCUAUCAAGUCCAAGCUUUAG